AUUCUACAUUUCAAAGUUUUCUCAAAAUUCAAAAAAAAAAAAGUUUUCUUGCAAAACAACAUCCAUUUUACUGCAAAACUCCGCUAAAUCCACAAUGUCCACAUAUUUUAAUUAUCCYUCGCGCAGCUUAAUUGAUGAACUACGUCAUAUAGCAGCGGAACUUAUGAAACCGGGACAUGGCAUAGUCAUCACGGACGAAUCGCCAUCACAAUUAGAGCGUUUAAUGGAAAUGUUUGGCAUAAAUUCUUCGAAAGAGAUGCGCAUCCAAUACCGCAGUCUAUUAUUUUCAGUUAAGGAAUCACUAGACGAAUAUGUCUCUGGUGUUGCCGUGCACCCGGAGGUAUUGGAACAAACCACACCUAACGGUUGUGCGCUACACUGUCAGUUGCGGCGMAAGAAUGUAUUGGUUGGAGUCACCGUCGAUAAGGGGCUUGUGCCAUUGUUAACUACCUACGGAGAGUACACCACGCAGGGUCUUGACGGUUUGGCUGGACGGUGUGCCGAAUAUAAGGAUUGCGGUUGCGAUUUUACCAUGUGGCGCGCACAGUUUAACAUUGGYGAAUAUUCGCCUUCGUACCAGGCUAUAAUGGAUAAUGCCAAUAACCUGGCAAAGUUUGCGGCCAUCUCACAAUCAAAACGUAUGCUGCCAAUCUUAGAGGUAGAUGUAGUGCCAUCAGAUGACAAUGAUAUGGAACGUGCUGAAAAAGUCGCCGAGACAAUUUUAAUAUUCAUUUUUAAAUCACUUUGUAUUCAUCAUGUCAAUCUAGAAGGCACAAUACUGAAAUUCCCUGCCCUAAACGCAGGCUCRAAGUGCACGARACGUUAUUCGCCGGGUCAGAUCUCAAAAACAACAUUACGCUUACUGAGGCAUGUCGUGCCGGCUUCAGUCGGUGGUAUCAUUUUGCAUGUGGAUGGUAAGACGGAAGAUAAGAGUCUUUGCCUGCUGAACGCCACAUGUGUCGAUCCAUCACCCAAACCGUGGCCCAUAAUAUUCAGCUUCGAUGGCAUAUUACAGUCUUCGAUUAUGAUGGCUUGGGCGGGUCAGUGCAAAAAUAUGCAGAAGGGUCAACAAGAGUUUCUUAAAAUGCUGGAUGCCUUUUCCAAAGCUGUUCAGGGCGCGUAUAUAACCGGUUCGAUGAAAUCGCUAGCCGAUCAGUGUUACUGUAAAAGGGCUUUUAAAGCUUUGAAGACGAAACCKGAUCCGCUACCUGAUGAUUGUGUUAGAUAUGAUGAAAUAUGUCGACCUCCGAUUGUUAUGCCCAUUGCGCCCGCACCAGUUGCAACURCCGACUCUGCUGUAGUUGUCGCGAUCACCGCAAUUAAAACGGAGGAAACGCUAUUAGCCGUAGGAGCUACAACUGAGUUAGUCGAAGGCGAUGGACCAGUUAUAAUAGAAGAAGCGAAAUCGACCACGGAAGCUGCAACAGAGGAUGCCGCAAYAGAGCAAACAGAGAGUCCACCAGCAGAUAGUCAGUAGAAGUGGACUAUUCAGAGGGGAUCUCCGACCAGUUACCGGUGGUUGUAAGUAGGAGCAUAACGUGGCAGUGAAAUGGAUGCCAAAAGUUUCGAAAUAAAACAGUUAUAUUUUAAUAUUGAAACAAUAAAGUUUCAGUUUCUAGUUAAGAUCCRCAAAUAUGGGACAAAGUUUUUGAAAGCAAAGCGAAGCAACUCUUAUCAACACUAAAGRAAAAUGCUAAAAAACAGAGAUGCAUAUUAUAUUUUAUUACUCAACACUUUGAUUUUCUUAAACAAAUGUAUUUAAACCAUGAUAAAACCUGAUAGGAUCAGAACUCCUUUUACAAUCUGGAUGUCACAUGGAUAGCAAAAGCGCCAUCGUUCUCAUUUUGACGUAUUGAAAUAUUGGCACGACCAUCGUAGCCCACCACAACCGAUUUUCCUGUACAUCUUGAACCCGACUUUUCGCCGGAGAUGAUGUCACAGUAAGUGCCCGCCGGCAAACAGGUCUGCAACGAGAUGUUCAAAUCAUUAUUAUCAUUGUUGAAAGCUACGAAGCCCUUAUUGCCACGACAGAAGGCGAUCUGGUUACUGCCAUUGUCCCACCAGUUCUGUACAUUAGUGCCGGAUACGAUGUUUCUGAAGCCAACCAUGUUGGAGACCUGAAAUUGGUGACAGUGUGUUUAACAUAGACUUGCAAAGAAGGUAGCUAGUAAAACUCCUCAACUCACUUGCACACCAGCAUAACCCUUGGGACCAAGGAAAUUCUCACAC
Bactrocera latifrons is the source of this 2229-nucleotide messenger RNA. RefSeq names its product fructose-bisphosphate aldolase-like. The record is from RefSeq and is a predicted model, not a curated record. Gene Ontology annotation, biological process: fructose 1,6-bisphosphate metabolic process; glycolytic process. Gene Ontology annotation, cellular component: cytosol. Gene Ontology annotation, molecular function: fructose-bisphosphate aldolase activity. Lineage: Eukaryota; Metazoa; Arthropoda; Insecta; Diptera; Tephritidae.